CAUGUGCAUACCAGAGGAGGGAACACAACAACAAGAGCUUCAGCAGCUCCUCAGCAGACGCGUCACACAGGAGAAAUCACGUCUGUGUUCAUGUACAAAGAUGUAGAAGAGCAGUUAUCAUCUUGUUGUUUUUUUUCUUGCCUGUGUUUAAAAAGAGGGGGCUGUGGAGGAAAAAAGAGGGCGGAGCUUCUGAGCUGGAGAUCUGGUUACACACACACACACACAUCCAGACUUUUUCAUGGCAGGUUUUUUGGAAGUGGGGGGAGGGCGAAUCUGCAACUUUUUCCUUGGCCUUCAUGCCUUUUCUUUUCUUUUUCUUUUUCUUUUUUUUUUAACCAAAUGAAGACUUCAUCUUAAGUCAACUCAGCGCCUGUGUUUUUUUAAUCUUUUUUUUGUCUGGAUAAUAAGCGGAUUCAACAAGAAACGGAGGAGAAAGAAGAAGUGCAGACUAAAAAAAAAGAAAAGAAAAAAAGAAGUGGCCCGGAGACGAAACUUUGAAGCGCAGCGCAGAUCUUCUUCAAACAUGCCGCGUCUGCAGACUCAUUUCAAACCAAACAAGGGAAUCAUCCUCUCCGGAACUCUUUGGGAACGAGGUCAUUAGAACUGAAGAAUUCCUUUAAGUAAAUCACUUUUUAUCCUGCUUCCCAAGAUGUCUUCCCACAGUUGGAGCUCCAUUGUUGGAUUUCCCUGGAUGCUGUGCUCGCUGCUCGCUGCUGCUGCUGCCUGGCUCUCCGGCUGCGGGGCAGUGUUGUCUCCUAACGGCACCAUGUUUGAGGACAACUGCAAGAAGACGACGACCUGUGAGGCCCUGAAGUACAACACAUGUCUGGGGUCGCCUUUGCCUUACACACACACCUCUCUGGUCCUGGCUGAAGACUCCACCACACAAGAAGAAGCCUUUGAGAAGUUGACCAUGUGGUCUGGACUAAGAAACGCUCCUCGCUGCUGGUCGGUCAUCCAGCCGCUGCUCUGUGCCGUCUACAUGCCCAAGUGUGAGAACGGUCACGUGGAGUUGCCCAGCCAGAGUCUGUGUCUGGCCACGCGUCGGCCGUGCAGCAUCGUGGACCAGGAGAGAGGCUGGCCCAACUUCCUUAAAUGUGACCACUUCCCCGUCGGAUGUUCGAACGAGGUGCAGAAGCUGAAGUUCAACACAUCCGGUCAGUGUGAGGCUCCUCUGGUGAAGACGGACAUUCAGUCCAGUUGGUACAAGGACGUGGAGGGCUGCGGCAUCCAGUGUGACAACCCUCUGUUCACUGAGGCCGAGCACAACGACAUGCACAUCUACAUCGCCUACUUCGGCACCAUCACCCUCCUCUGCACCUUCUUCACCCUGGCUACAUUUCUUGCUGACUGGAAAAACUCCAACCGCUACCCAGCUGUCAUUCUCUUCUACAUCAACGCCUGUUUCUUUGUGGGCAGCAUCGGCUGGCUGGCACAGUUCCUCGACGGAGCGCGCGACGAGAUCGUGUGCAAGAGCGACAACACCAUGCGCCUCGGAGAGCCGUCCUCUUCAGAGACACUGUCGUGCGUCACCAUCUUCAUCAUUGUCUACUACUCGCUGAUGUCGGGUGUGAUUUGGUUCGUCAUGCUGACGUAUGCCUGGCACACGUCCUUCAAAGCCCUGGGCACCACCCAUCAGCCACUGUCGGGCAGGACCUCCUACUUCCACAUGGUCACCUGGUCCGUCCCCUUCAUCCUCACUGUGGCCAUCCUGGCGAUCGCCGAGGUGGACGGAGACUCCGUGAGCGGCAUCUGUUUCGUCGGCUACAAAAACUACAGAUACCGUGCCGGGUUUGUGUUGGCACCCAUCGGUGUUGUGCUUGUUGUCGGUGGAUAUUUCCUCAUUCGGGGCGUCAUGACCUUGUUCUCCAUCAAGAGUAACCACCCGGGAUUAUUGAGUGAGAAAGCAGCGAGCAAAAUUAACGAGACCAUGCUGAGACUCGGCAUAUUCGGGUUCCUCGCUUUUGGAUUUGUCCUCAUCACCUUCGGCUGCCACUUUUACGACUUCUUUAACCAGGCUGAAUGGGAGAGGAGCUUCAGGGAAUAUGUGCUGUGUGAAGCCAACGUGACAAUCGCCUCUCAGACCAACAAGCCAAUCCCAGAAUGCACCAUCAAGAACCGGCCGAGCCUCAUGGUGGAGAAAAUCAACCUGUUCUCCAUGUUUGGGACGGGAAUCGCUAUGAGCACCUGGGUCUGGACCAAAGCCACCAUCCUGAUCUGGAAACGCACCUGGUGCAAGAUUAUCGGCCGCAGUGACAACGAACCCAAGCGGAUCAAGAAGAGCAAGAUGAUCGCCAAGGCGUUUGCGAUGAGGAAAGAGCUCCAUAAGGACCCAGAGAAGGAGCUGUCGUUCAGCAUGCACACGGUGUCACAUGACGGCCCAGUGGCUGGAAUCAAUUUUGAACUCAACGAGCCCUCCAAUGAAAUGUCAUCAGCAUGGGCGCAGCAUGUGACCAAGAUCGUUGCUCGACGAGGGGCCAUCCUGCCUCAGGACAUUUCUGUGACUCCUACUGGUACACCAGUGCCACCACCUGAGGAGAGGAACAGACUGUGGAUGGUGGAGGCCGAGAUUUCACCCGAGAUGAUAAAGAGGAAGAAGAAGAAAAAGAAGAGGAAGAAGGAGGUGCGUCCGGUGAAAGAGGGGGCGGAUCACCAGACGUAUCGCCAGCGCGAAUUCGGCCGCAGUUCCGUGCCUCGUCUGCCGAAACUGCCCUGUCACCCGAGCCUGGUCGCCAAUCUACAGGAGCAGCAGAAGCUGGAGGAGGAAGUCCUGCCAGGUUCUUACCCAGACUUCCAAACCUCACACCCUCUGCCCUGCGAGGAGCGAUGUCCUUACCCGCCCUACCAGAGCAACCACGUCAGCUACGGCCGCAGCCUGCGCUCCAAUCGUCUGGCCCUCAGUGAUCGUCCAGAGGAUCUGGGUCUUGGCCCACGCUGUCCCCCCUUGACGUCCUCCUGGCAGCAUCACGGAUCUACUCACUACCCUCGAGAGGUGGAUCUUACAGACGGUCUAUCAGAGAGGUUGGCCCAUGUGGCCCGAGUUCCAGCGGGCCGGAGGACUGGCUAUGGACCAAUCCACUCCCGGACCAAUUUAAUGGAGGCGGAGCUAAUGGAUGCUGACUCUGACUUUUAAGACUUUUUUUCCUUUGCGGUACACAGACAGUAAGCUAUUAAAAAAAAGUGCUGGAUACUUCUUAUAAAUCCUUAUUAAAGUGCACCCAAAUGAUGACGUCCAGCCGUCACGAUGGAACUGAGCUGUUCAUUUUCUUUUUUUGUGUUUUUACAGAAAAAAAAGGAAAAUGAUAAAAUGAAAAAAAUAUGUUGUGAAUAAGUUAAGGUAAAAGACUUUUUUUUGUCAUUUGUGUCAUUAUCAUUUCAAACGGUAACGCCACAGUGAUGAGACAUGAGGCAGCUAAACUGUACGUGGCGAGGAACGAUAUAUAUAUUCAUUAUAUAUAGUCUGAAACCCUAUAAGCUGUCAGUCACAUGACAACAUUUAUGACGGACAGUGUUUCGUAUUUCAAUGUUUUACACAGUGGGUGCUACGUUUUAAGUUGUUUUGUUUUUUUAGGUGAAAUGCUAUGAAACUGUUUGAGAGUUUAAUAGUUGACCUCUAAUUGUACCAGUUCCGUAAAAUCAGACUUAUAUACUUCACCUUUUUUAAAAACAAAACAAACUACAGGCUGCUUUCAAACACAGGUUCUCCUCUUGUAUUAUAUGUUAUUGUUUGUAAGCCUCCUCCUACUAUUUAGCCCAUAAGUGUUAGUGUUUAUGUACAGAGUGUUAUCUAACCAUUACGCCCCCCUUGCUUUAUUAGAAUAAAUAUUACUGCUAAACGAGUGCACACUAAAAUAAAUGUUAGUUUGACAAAUCA
Messenger RNA from Solea senegalensis (Senegalese sole), 3874 nucleotides. RefSeq names its product smoothened, frizzled class receptor (gene smo). The transcript has 12 exons. Gene Ontology annotation, molecular function: patched binding; transmembrane signaling receptor activity. Bases 650 to 3133 code for a protein of 827 amino acids. The record is from RefSeq and is a predicted model, not a curated record. Lineage: Eukaryota; Metazoa; Chordata; Actinopteri; Pleuronectiformes; Soleidae. Gene Ontology annotation, biological process: commissural neuron axon guidance; central nervous system development; positive regulation of smoothened signaling pathway. Gene Ontology annotation, cellular component: cilium; plasma membrane; dendrite.